UGUCUUCUGCUUGUGUUUCCUAUAUUUUUUUGAGCAGUAUAUUAACUUGUGGAAUAAAGAAAUCUUAGAAAUACCUAAUAAUUUAGAUAAGCGGAUAAAAGGGAAUAUAUCGAAUUUGCGUACAACACCAGGCUAGGGGAAUAAACAAUAUCUUUAGUAGAUAGGCUCAAGAUCCAGAAGGUUCUUGACAGACUGAAAUACUGGUCUCUGUCCAAUAAAUUGCAGUUCAUUGAUGAGAAAAGUAAGGUUUUACGCUUACCGUGUUUUCCCGAAAAUAAGACCCUGUCUUAUAUUUUUUUGAACCUCGAAAUAAGCGCUUGGCCUUAUUUUCGGGGACGUGUUAUUAUUAUGGGACACAUGGAGGAAAUCAGAGGAAAUGGGUACCGGCUGUGCAUACAUUUAAAUAUUUUUGGGGAGGGCUUAUUUUCAGGGGGGGCGUAUUUUAGCAUGUGCUCAAAAGCCCGAUUGGGCUUAUUAUCAGGGGAUGUCUUAUUUUCAGGGAAACAGGAUAGGUAAGAAAAAACAAAUACACUAGGACAUAAUAGGUGUAUCUGGCUCAACAGAAGAGAGAUCUAAGAGUCCUAUAGACAAUUACUUAAAUAUGAGCCAGCAGUGUGCUGCAGCUGCUAAAAGAGCCAAUGCAGUCCUAGGAUGCAUCAAUAGAGGGAUAGUAUCGAGAUCACAUAAAGUGUUAGUCCAGCUUUCUCCUGCACUGCUAAGACUACAUUUGGAACACUGCAUCUAGUUACGGUCACCAUGAUACGAAAAAGAUGUUGAAACUCUAGAAAGAGUGCAGAGAAGAACAACACAGAUGAUUAGGGGACAGGAGGCUAAAACAUAUGAAGAGAAGUUGCAGGAAUUGGGCAGAUCUACUCCAGUGAAGAAAAGGGAUGGUGUAUUAGGAGGCUUUCAAUAUAUGAGGGGCUGUCACAGAGAAGAUGAAUUCAACCUAUUCUCCAACGAACUUCUGACGGGCUAAAAAGAAAUGGAUGAAAAUCUAUCAGAGAGACAUCCAGCCUAGAAUGAGGAGAAAUUUCCUGACAGAACAAUUAACUAGUGGAACAAUUUGUCUCCAGAAGUUAUGGGUGCCCCAUCCUGGCAGGUUUUCAAGAAGAGAUUUGACAGGCAUUUGUCUGCAAUGGUGUAAGACCUCCGGGGUCCCUUCCAAGUAUGUUACUCUGGAGUCUGUAUUUUGAGUAAGAAGAAUGGUACUUCUUGUCUGUUCUUUUGCCCCCUCUAUGAAGGGAUGAAGCUUUCUAUAGAACCCUUCCUAAAAGUGGAAGGCUGCACAUGGGUGUGGCACUGUCAGAAGAAAUCGGAUUCUUUAUCAGGAAGGAAACGACAGCCUCCUUCCUCCUGGGCUCCGAUGGAAAAUGCACCGUUUCCAUCACUUGCAUAAGAACCUUCCUUGCACACAGAAUCCACCAGGCGAGUCCCUCAGAAAAGAGAAGCGGACGCCGUGCGAUUCACCAUUCGGCCACCGGAGGGCGAACGCCAGAGGUGAUUUCCCAUAGGAGAAGGAGAGGGAAGUGACCUCACUGGAUCUGACGCGACACUCCGUCUCUUUUGCACCCUUUGAGCUUCUCUGGGGGUUUAAGUGGAUAUACCAUAGAAAUUGGGGAAUCCAUUUGUAAAUACCCUCUGCUGGAGGCAAAAAAUUGGACAGAGAUGGCUGGAAGACUUGCUUGACCUGUAGCUACAGGAAUGGUACUAUGAAUAGAAAGGUGUUUGGAGAUCCACAAGAUUCCCUGGACCCCUUUGGAGGUGCACUACAGGACAGAGAAAGAAUGAAAAGCCAAUCUUUAGGGAGUGAGGAAAUUGGAAAAGGCCCUUCUGGUGUCCAGCCUGGGAGCUAUGGGGAGAUCUGUGCAAGAACUGGGCAGAAGAUCCUGGAGGAGAAAAUCACCCUUUCAGAAGUUCAGCCCUGGAACUUCAAGAGCUUCCAAUACAAGGAGGAUGAAGGUCCCCGAGGACUUUGCAGCCGGCUCCAUUCCUUUUGUAGUCGAUGGUUGAGACCAGAAAAGCACACAAAAGCGCAGAUGCUGGACCUGGUUGUUCUGGAGCAGUUCUUGGCCCUUCUGCCCCUGCAGAUGGAGAGCUGGGUGCGGGAGUGUGGAGCAGAGACCAGCUCCCAGGCGGUGGCCCUGGUGGAAGGCUUCCUUCUGAGCCAGGCAGAGGAGAAGAAGGAGAGCAUUGACUGGCAGUCCUUCAUGAUGGAGAUCAGAGAUCCUGAGGGAAGGGGACAUCCAUCUGAUUCAUCUCUCAAAAUGUUUUACACGAGGAUCUCUCAGGAUGAUCCAAAUCAAGACACUAUCACAGGGAAGAAUAGAAGGAAGUUGAGCCUUUUUGAUGGUGGAGCUGAAACAGUGGUAGAAACUCCAAUUCAGGUGAUAAUGGGCAGGACCAUAAAGAGUCUAGGCGGGAAUCAUUCCAAGUGUUCAGAUAUGGAGACGUAUCGGAGAAGCCUGAAAUGCAAAUGAAAUUCCAGAGGCAGGAGAGAAAUCAGUCAAAUAAUUGGAAUAAGGAAAGCUCAUCUUCCAUUGAGGCUCAGACGCAGUUUCUUGAGCAACCAAGAAAAAUGAAGAAAAAAUAUAUUGGGAAAG
This is a messenger RNA of Pantherophis guttatus, 2603 nucleotides long. NCBI's taxonomy places the organism in Eukaryota, Metazoa, Chordata, Lepidosauria, Squamata, Colubridae. The record is from RefSeq and is a predicted model, not a curated record.